CUGAGUCAGAAGAGCUGCUUAGUGAAGAAUUUGAAGAGGUUUCGGAAGCAGUUAGAAGCAGGAAAGCUUGAGGCAACAAAAUGUGCCUUUAUCCUGAAGACUUUCAGAAUGCCUUCGGAGUACCAUUUGUUUGUGUAAGAGUUUUGCAAGAAUCCUGGCAUCACUUGGAUUAUGAAACCGGGCUCCACGUGGAUGAUUGAGCAGCUCAGACAGUGCUCGACCGUCAAGUGUGGGGCAGGGUCAGCGGACGUUCUCUGUGUGGACAUGGACAAUGCCUUCAUCCAGAGCCUCCCAAGCGUUCAGAAGGGGAUUAGCAGUGACAAUCACUGCUUUGAGCUCUAUGGCUGUGACAUCCUGGUCCAUCAAGAUCUGAAAAUCUGGAUUCUAGAGGUGAAUGCUUCCCCUUCCCUCACCACCAGUAGCCAGGAGGACUGUGAACUCGAGUGUCAACCUCUCAAAGACAUGCUUCGUAUUGUGGACAGGGAGGGCAGGCAGAGAAUUGCUGAUGAGAAGUGUGUUGGAGGCUUUGACUUGAUACAGAAUGAUGGGCCUGUCAGCAGAGCAGGAGACCCGGGUACCGCGGUGAAUGAGAAUGUCGUGGCACACACACGACUCAACUUGGUGUGCCUACGCUCACCUCUGGCUGUAGUUUCUAACUAA
This is a messenger RNA of Antrostomus carolinensis (chuck-will's-widow), 660 nucleotides long. RefSeq names its product probable tubulin polyglutamylase TTLL9. Gene Ontology annotation, cellular component: ciliary basal body. The annotation marks the transcript as partial. Gene Ontology annotation, biological process: microtubule cytoskeleton organization; protein polyglutamylation. The transcript is spliced from 6 exons. Lineage: Eukaryota; Metazoa; Chordata; Aves; Caprimulgiformes; Caprimulgidae. Gene Ontology annotation, molecular function: tubulin-glutamic acid ligase activity; tubulin binding. The record is from RefSeq and is a predicted model, not a curated record.